ACUAUUAAGCAAUGAGCAUCGUUACCCUACCUGAACGCUUCCUGGUAUGUCAACCAUUCUAUCCCGCAGCAUGGAAUGCAGGGACGCCAUUCCACCAUACUAAUUUCACAUCUAGAGCUGUUCAAGGCAACCCGGGAGUACGUCCAAUAACACCGCCCUUGUCCUGAGUUGAACCACGUUCCGGAGUUGGAGCCCACGAUCCUGUACCGUCACAAGAGCAAUUUUGAAAGAAAAUGAGUAGAUCUCUUCAUCUCUCCGAAUCCUUCGUCAUCAGUUGUGGCACAAUUACCCUCGAUAUCGAUCAAUCUAAAGUCCUCGUCAUCUACUUGAGAAAAACAGGCGAAUAUUGCCUUCCAAAGGGGAGAAAAGAUGUUGGGGAACAGCUUGAAGCAACAGCCGUUCGCGAGACGUACGAAGAAACAGGAUACAUCGUUGAGCUACUACCCCUUCAGUUGACCACCCUUGCUACCCUCCACGGGAAUGACGAUGUCCGAUCUGCGAUACCUGGAGGGACAACAGAACCCGUCGCUGUGACGCAAAGGACGACUCAGGGUGUGCUGAAGAUCAUCUUUUGGUAUGCGGCACGAGGCGAUUCUUGCGCCAUACGCCAAAUGCAUACGACAGAACAAGACGACGAGGAUUUUGAUGCCGUCUGGUGUCCAAUGGAUGAAGUAGUUCGGUUGUUGACAUUCCACGAUGACAAAACGAUCGCUGCAAGGGUCAUUGAGGCAGCUCGUGGUGGGGGAAGUGAAUCUAAGCGCCAGGAGUGAGCAUGUGAAUGAUGCCCGCUGGAGGCAGUCGAGAGCAUCAAAGGUACCUAGUGGCACAGCCGGUCCAUUGACCGAUUUUCCAAACAACGCGUCAUCACUCCCUCUUCCCAGUAGCGGGCUUAACGCAGAGUACAUCAACCCGUAUAUAAGACAGACAGGACAAACAAACAAAUAUUCAAUGAUACCACCACAUUAGCAAACCAGAAAGCUCGCGGACAGUUGAAUGCCUGAACGAUGC
Molecule: messenger RNA, 1008 nt
Organism: Suillus plorans
Lineage: Eukaryota; Fungi; Basidiomycota; Agaricomycetes; Boletales; Suillaceae
Product: NUDIX hydrolase domain-like protein
Exons: 4
Coding region: 234-770 (178 amino acids)
Biological process (GO): AMP biosynthetic process; ATP biosynthetic process
Molecular function (GO): bis(5'-nucleosyl)-tetraphosphatase (asymmetrical) activity
Source: RefSeq, a predicted model, not a curated record